AUGCUUGAUCCAGGUAAUUGGGAAACAAUUGAUAAAAAACUUGUUGAUUUUUUGGUAGAGAAGGGUCUGGUAAGAGUUGACAAUAUCAUAUUCCCUAGAGAUGACAAGAACGAUUGUUUCUCUAGCUAUCAUUACUUUCGGAAAUUGAGAAAUUUUGAGAAACAAGAUAAAAGAUGGUUAGUGUAUUCGAAAACUUUGGACAAGGUAUUCUGUUUUCGUUGUAAACUGUUCAUGAAAAGGGAAAGUAAUUAUCAGUUGUGCAGUACUGGGUUUAAUGAUUGGAAUAACCUAAGUGGAAGACUCGCAAGUCAUGAAAACUGUGGAGUGCAUCAUCGUUGUAUGUAUGAUUGGCUUGAGUUGGAAUUAAGAUUGAGAAAGGAAAAAACUAUCGACAAAAGAAUACAAGAACAGAUCAACAAAGAGAGAAAACAUUAUAAAGAAGUAUUGGAGAGGAUGAAGGAUGGAGUGUUGUUUCUAGCGAAGAAUGGUUUAGCAUUUCGUGGCGAUAAUGAGAAAGUUUAUACAAAAAACAAUGGUAACUUCUUAAGCUUCAUAGAGACACUUGGAAAAUAUGAUCCCGUGUUAAAGUAUCACCUGGAGAGCAUUGAAAAGAAUGAAAUGCGUACUCAUUAUCUCAGCCACAAGAUUCAAAACGAACUGAUUUCAAUGCUGGCCGAUGCAACGAGAAAGAUUAUUGUCAAGAAAAUCCACGAAGCCAAAUACUUUUCAGUUAUUCUUGAUUCAAGAAUCGAAGAGUAUUAUCUUGGGUUUUUGCGAGUGGAAGAUAAAACAGGAGAAGGUUUAUUUUUUGAACUUGAAGAUGCAUUAAUCAAUCUUGGGUUAAACAUUGAUGAUAUAAGAGUACAAGGGUAUGACAAUGGAGCAAACAUGAAAGGAAAACAUAAAGGUGUGCAGGCAAGAUUACUCGAGAUCAAUCCAAGAGCUUUCUACACACCAUGUGCUUGUCGUAGUCUUAAUCUCAUACUUUCAGAUAUGGCCAACUUGACUAUCUGGUAUAGACUUCUGUUUGCUGUUAAUACUGUGAGUAAGUCAUUGCAAUCUAAAGAUAUGGACAUCGGUGUUGCUAUACAACAAAUGAAAGGUCUUAUUGAGUUUUUUAAAGACUUUAGAGUAAAUGGGUUUCAAAAGGCAAUGGAUGAAGCUAAGGAGAUUGCAAGAGCGAUGGGAACUGAACCUACAUUUCGUGAAGUUCGUAAAACCCGUACUACCGAACCAACAUCAGGUGAGGAGUUUUUUAGAAAAAAUUACUUCUUAUAUAUAGUAGAUAGUGCUAUGUCUUCAUUCCGAACCAGAUUUGAACAAUUUCAAAUGUACGAAGAAAUAUUUGGGUUUUUGUAUGACUUGAACAAGUUGAAAUAUAUGAGUGAGGAUGAAUUGAUGAGUGCAUGUGUUCCACUUGAAGCUUAUUUGAAGCAUGGUAGAUCUAGUGAUAUUGAUGGCAGGGAAUUAUGUAUGGAACUAAUCGUCAUGCGAAUUGUACUACCUAGUUCGUGUAGUAAGCCAAUCGAUGUCUUACAAUUUUUACUAAGAAUGGGUGGUUGUUACCCUAAUGCAUGGAUUGCUUAUAGGAUAUUGCUUACGAUUCCAGUCACAGUCGCCUCCGCGGAAAGAAGUUUUUCUAAGCUAAAAUUGAUUUUCUCGUAUCUUCGAUCAACUAUGUCGCAGGAAAAGACUAGUAGGAUUAUCUAUGUUAGCAAUUGA
Messenger RNA from Papaver somniferum (opium poppy), 1722 nucleotides. RefSeq lists its product as uncharacterized. Bases 1 to 1722 code for a protein of 573 amino acids. The record is from RefSeq and is a predicted model, not a curated record. Gene Ontology annotation, molecular function: protein dimerization activity. Lineage: Eukaryota; Viridiplantae; Streptophyta; Magnoliopsida; Ranunculales; Papaveraceae. The transcript has 3 exons.